Metarhizium album ARSEF 1941 is the source of this 2658-nucleotide messenger RNA. Its product is annotated as RNA-induced silencing complex, nuclease component Tudor-SN. The record is from RefSeq and is a predicted model, not a curated record. Gene Ontology annotation, biological process: regulatory ncRNA-mediated gene silencing; mRNA catabolic process. The coding region runs from base 1 to 2658 and encodes 885 amino acids. The transcript has a single exon. Gene Ontology annotation, molecular function: RNA binding; nuclease activity. NCBI's taxonomy places the organism in Eukaryota, Fungi, Ascomycota, Sordariomycetes, Hypocreales, Clavicipitaceae. Gene Ontology annotation, cellular component: cytosol; nucleus; RISC complex.
AUGUCCAAGGUAUUCGUCGGCAAUGUCAAGAGUGUGUUGAGCGGUGACACACUGAUCUUGACAAGCCCCAAUAAUCCCGCUGCCGAACGAAUCUUCGCGCUCGCAUACGUCACCGCCCCCCAUCUGAGGCGAGAGGGAGACGAGCCGUUUGCUUUCCAAGCUCGCGAGUAUCUCCGAAACUUGGUUGUCGGAAAGCUGGUUCAAUGCACAAUUCAAUACACCAUCCCCAACUCUGGCCGAGAGUUUGGCACAGCCAAGUUGAAGGAUGGGAGUGAGCUGCCCGAUGAACUGGUCAAGGCUGGUUGGCUCAAGGUCCGCGAGGACGCUGGCCGCAAGGAAGAAAACGAAGAAGUCUUGCAGCGUCUUGAAAAGCUCCGUGCUUACGAAUCGGAGGCCAAGGCCGAGGGCAAAGGGCUUUGGGCUGGCACCGGUGGCGUGAUCGAGGUCCAGAAUGACCUUGGUGGACCUGAAUUUAUGAAUGAGUGGAAGGGAAAGACUGUCGAUGGUAUAGUUGAACGGGUGCUCAGCGGUGACAGACUCGUUGUGAGGCUCUUGCUCUCAGAGAAGAAGCAUGUGCAGCCCAUGACCCUCAUUGCUGGCAUCCGUGCCCCCGCCACUGAGAGAACAAACCCAUCCACCGGCACUACCCAACCGGCUGAAGAAUUCGGAAACGAGGCUAGGCAGUAUGUUGAAUCUCGCCUGUUGCAAAGACAAGUCAAGGUUGAGGUUGUCGGCGCCAGCCCUCAAGGCCAGCUGGUUGCCAACAUCAUUCACCCUCGUGGCAACAUUGCCGAGUUCUUACUUCAGGAUGGUUUGGCUCGAUGCAACGACUUUCAUUCGACCAUGCUGGGCGAGAAGAUGGCAGCGCUCCGAUCUGCUGAAAAGCAGGCUCAGUCCAAGAAACUACGACUUCACAAGCACCAUGUCGCCAAGGCAGUUGGUGACAACCAGGAGAUGACUGUUGCAAAAAUCAUUGGGGCUGACACCAUUAUUGUGAAGAACAAGUCUGGGGCAGAGAAGAGAAUUAGCUUCAGUAGCAUUCGCGGUCCUCGAACCAAUGAGGCCAGCGAGAGCCCCUUCAGAGAUGAAGCCAAGGAGUUUUUGCGCCAGAAGUUGAUUGGGAAGCAUGUAAAGAUCAGCAUUGACGGAAAGAAGCCCGCGACCGAAGGCUUCGAAGCUAAGGAGGUGGCUACAGUAACCGAAAAGGGCAAAAAUAUUGCCCUGAUGUUGGUCGAGGCAGGAUGGGCUUCAGUCAUUCGACACAGAAAGGAUGAUACCGACAGAGCCUCUAAUUACGACGAGCUCCUGGCAGCUCAAGACAAGGCCAAGGAGGAGCUGAAAGGUAUGUGGUCUGGCAAGCCUCAGAAGGCGAAGCAAUACACAGACUUGUCGGAGAACGCUCAGAAAGCCAAGAUCAUGCUCGCCACGCUGCAAAGACAGAAGAAGGUUCCCGCGAUUGUUGAUUUUUGCAAGGCUGGCUCCAGAUUCACUAUCCUUGUUCCCCGGGAAAAUGUGAAGCUAACGAUGGUUCUUGGUGGCAUUCGGGUUCCCAGGGCUCCACGGGCCGAUGGAGAAGGCGGUGAGCCGUUCGGCAAGGAGGCUCUGGAUCUGGCAAACCGACGAUGCAACCAGCGAGAUUGCGAGGUUGACAUUCAUGACAUGGACAAAGUCGGUGGGUUCAUCGGCGCUCUGUACAUCAACCGCGAGAACUUUGCCAAGGUAUUGGUAGAGGAAGGUCUGGCCUCUGUUCACGCCUACUCUGCGGAGAAGUCUGGCAACUCGACCGAACUGUUUGCCGCCGAGAAGAAGGCCAAGGACUCACGAAAGGGCAUGUGGCACGACUAUGACCCUUCGCAAGAGGAGACCUAUGACAAGGAAGAGGCUGCAGAAGAGGCUCCUGAUGAGGCUGAGGUGUCACCAGACAAGAAGUCUACGGACUACCGUGAUGUUGUGAUCACCAACAUCGAUGGAAACGGCAAGAUCAAGAUCCAGGAAAUUGGCAAAGGUACUGCCGCUCUGGAGACGAUGAUGAACGAGUUCCGAAAGUUCCACCUCGACGCCAAGAACAACAAGCCAUUGGGUGAUGCCCCCAAGACUGGGGACUUUGUUUCCGCCAAGUUCUCCGCGGACGGACAGUGGUACAGAGCUCGAGUCCGCUCCAACGACCGCACUGCCAAGGUGGCUGAAGUGCAAUAUGUUGACUACGGCAACAGCGAGAAGAUUGCCUGGUCCAACCUUCGGUCCCUUGACCAAGGUCAAUUCGGUGUUCAGAAGCUUAAGGCUCAGGCCAUUGAUGCCUCGCUAUCCUUUGUACAGCUCCCCACCGGCGCUGACUACUUCGAUGAAGCCAUCAGCGUCAUUGCUGAGAUGACGGAGGGCAAGCGACUAGUGGGCAGCUUCGACUUUGUAGACAACAAGGAGAAUGUGAGCUACAUUACGUUGUACGAUGCCAAGACGAACAAUGAACUGCCGGGCUUGAACGAUUCGAUCAAUAAGGAGGUCGUUGCCAGCGGCUACGGUAUGGUUCCCAAGAAACUGAAGGCUUGGGAGCGAAGCAAGGCAUUCGAGCCCUACCUUAAGCACCUUAAAGAGGUUGAGAGCCAGGCCAAACACGAUCGUCUGGGCAUGUGGGAGUAUGGUGACAUUACUGAAGAUUAG